Molecule: messenger RNA, 4501 nt
Organism: Parnassius mnemosyne (clouded apollo)
Lineage: Eukaryota; Metazoa; Arthropoda; Insecta; Lepidoptera; Papilionidae
Source: the annotation of a GenBank genome assembly
GGAUGCAGGUGGCUCAGGACCGUGUUUUGUGGCAUUCUUUGGGGGAGGCCUAUGUUCAGCAGUGGACUUGUGAAGGGCUGUAAUGAUGAUGAUGAUGAUGAUUAAUAUAUACCGAAUAAAAAAAUUAAAAUACAUUUAUCUUUGUACGCUGUGUGUAUUUCCAUAAAAUAGUUUAUUGAUGUUGAAAAUAUAAUACUACGUUCGUACAAUAGGUGGCGUCUUACAUAUUUCUUACGCAAUAAUAUACUGUAGCGAGCGGCGCGCCGGUCAAAUGCCCAAGAUCGUUCGCAUGGAGUAGCCCCUUAAUGAAAUAUAUGUUCUUAGUUUAUAUUUUAUAUGACUUCACACUGCUGUACAUAAUAUAUUAUGUGUGGAUCAAUUGUACCUUUUGUUCUGUUUAUUCAAUGCACGCCGCCUCGUUACCGACAAAUAUUUACGACAUUUAUUAUUGGGUUUUUUUAAUUGUUGAAUUUAAUGAUAUAAUGAAUUCCCAUCCUUACAUGUAAUUCAAUUGAAAAUCGUGAUGGAAAGUAUCACAUGGUUGUAACAAUUCAAAUUUACUUAAGGCGUCAUACAAUCUUUUCCCAAUAUUUUAAACAAGUUAAUUAAAUAAUAAAAAUAAUGCUGAGUAAUAUUGUGUUACUGGGUGAACACCAAACCCGUGCAACUGAUUCCAUGUACGUGACACUCCCAAACGGGCGUACCGGUACGCAAGUGAAGCCAACCGGUACUACCGCAGACUUCGCGGGCAAGAGGCGGACUGCGCUCUCCUUCAUACCGCACUCCAUCGUUGUUCCAUCAAUUCAAUUCAAUCGUAGAGUUGACGCAGUAUUAGUAUUUAUUCCACAUAUGAUACUAGUCAAUCUGUAUGGUUGGUUGCAUUUUGAUAAAGAUGGUAAAGUAAUUGAAAUGACAAGAUAAAGUGCAGUGACAGUAACUCCCAUGUUUAGUUACCCAAAUGUGAUAGUUACAAACCUAAGGUUGAGCAUAUUAUUUAAGUAUUCUUUAGAAUAAAUUAACCCAUAUUAUAUUGGGCAUUAUUUAAUGUGUACAUGAAACAUAAAAGUCAGAUCACCGCUGUAUUCUUUGUAUUAUAUUAACAAUUCAAUCCCACCUGGCGGUAAGUGGAUAUGCAGCCUCAGAUGGUAAAUUCGGCUCGAUUCAUUGGCACUGCGAAGAGAUGUUGCAUCCGUUUGCAUUUUCUUUCGCAUCUACCAUGGGGAGUGCUCUGAGGAAUUGUUCGGAUUAAUCCCAGCCGCCAAAUUUCACGAACGCACAUCGCGGCAGAACUCCCGAUACCAUCCACACCAUCUGGAUGAUUGGCAGUCCACCACUGUGCGAUUUAGAAGAUGUUUUCUUCCUCGCACGACUUCUUUGUGGAAUCGAUUACCAUCAGCGAUUUUUCCGGACCGAUACGACUUAGGGACCUUCAAGAAAAGAGCAUACUCCUUUUUAAAAGGCCGGCAACGCAUCUGCAAUUCCCUCCCUGGUGUUGCAGUUGUUCAUGGGCGGUGGUAGUCACUUACCAUCAGGUGAGCCGCAUGCUCGUUUGCGCCCUCUCCUAUAAAAAUAUAAUAAUUUGUUAGCUCGUCCAUUUAAAUGCUAACAUUUAAGACAAAAAUCUUAUUGACCAUUAGAUAUUUCUUUUCUAAGUGAAAUUCCAUUACUCCAAUAGCGAAGUGAUGGAAGGACUGGAGCUGAAGCCAGGGCUGUCAUUCUUGAACAUUGGAUCUGGUACGGGAUACCUCAACACUAUGGUGGGUCUAGUUCUGGGUUCCGGGGGCAUCAAUCAUGGAGUGGAAUUAAAAGAAACAGUAGUGGAGUAUGCUACUACGAAGAAUCGCCAGUUUAUUGAGAAUUCUCCUACUUUAGAUGAUUUUGACUAUUGUGAGCCAAAAUAUUACUUGGGGAAUGGGCUGUGUUUGGCUCCGCUGCAAGCGCCCUACGAUCGGGUUUACUGUAACGCUGGCUGUCCAGAAGAAUAUACAAACUACUUUAAGCAACUCAUAAGGAUUGGUGGUAUUCUGGUGAUGCCGUUGAAUGAUACACUGGUGCAAGUGAAACGAGUUGGUGAGAACGAGUGGGUGUCGCGAAGUAUGCUCAACGUGUUCUUCGUCACCCUAAAGCUGCCUACCACGGAUCCACCCUCAGAACUGAUCAAACUUGACGAGCAAGCACCACCCCAACUGCAAGUGCUGUCUCGUGCGGCAGUGAGGCGUGCCAUGCGGCUGGGCGUGCUGCGCCGCAACCCCGAGCUGCAGGAGCCCCCCCGCGACCCGCGCGACCCCCGCCACACGAGGCACUGCCCCCGUCGCAUCUACAUACCCAUCGACGAGAGGCCAGGACGUUUUGAUAUGCUGCACGACUUAGACCGUGAGAAUGGCGCGAACGAAAUGAACGCGCUCCUAAGCCGUGUAUUGAGUAUGGGAGAUAACAGGGUUGCUGGUACUGUGAGGUUUGAUUCGCCAUCAGAGUCCUCUGCUGAUGAAGAUUCCCAAGAUGAAGCACAAGAUGAAGAUCAACCAGAUCAAGACAGGGACAGCGAGCCCAACUCUGAUGCUAGUGCCGAUGCAGAUGCAGUAGACGAAGCUUCUGAUCGAAGAGUUGAUGUGGUCUUUAGAAAUUUUCUCAAUAUAAGAAGACGCAACCUUAGCAAGAAUGAAAAUGACACACAGAGUCGUUCACUAGCAUUUGAGUUCCUGGAAGCUGAAUCUGGCACAUCUCAAGAACCUGCUGAGAACGGCGCUCCACCAGAUCCUAAACAAUGUACGUCGACGAACAGUGAAGUACCGGCUGAUGUGGAGGUAUACCUCGAUAACAAUGCUGAUCUGCCGGGAACCUCAAAGACUGAGAUGGAGUGGGAGGAAUCAAAGACCGAUGGCAAACGUGAGCAGACCAGUGAUGAUGACACAGAAUCAAUUUCGAAGGGUACAGAAGAGAAGCGAAAGAAACUAGACAGUGGUAUUGGAGAAGAAAAUUCGCCAUCCAGUUCUUCACCAGAAAAGACUGGGAAGAGUGACGAAUCGGAGAUAUGUGAAGACUCACAUCCAUCUGAUAGCCAUACCGAAGAUACAGAAGCUCCAUCGGGUGAAGGUCGUCACCGGCAGCCAAAACGCACCCGUUUGCUGAGACCGGUGUCGUCUACGGAUGAAGAUGGCUCUGAUGAUGGGCUAGGUAGUCCACAACGCAGACGCAAGAAGCGCGCGAGCCAAGGUGGCGACGCUAGACGCGUCCGCCUCUCCAUCCUCAUGAAGCGAGCCAUCAAAGAACUACCCCUGCCAUAUGCGCUUAAGAAAUAUGUUAACUAUGGACGCUGCUUUCAGUUCUAAGGCCAGAGUUUCUAGAAGCUGUAACCUUGAUAUUUCUAAGUUCAAGCAGCAGCUAUUCCUUAACAAGAUUGUACCAACACGGCCCCAGCCUUAUGGAAAUCCUCAAAGUAAAAUAGUCCGCCUGUCCAUACUCAUGAAGCGAGCCAUCAAAGAACUACCCCUGCCAUAUCCGCUCAAGAAAUAUGUUAACUAUGGACGUUGCUUUCAGUUCAAGGCCAGAGUUUGUAGAAGCUGUAACCUUGAUAUUUCUAAGUUCAAGCAGCAGCUAUUCCUUAACAAGAUUGUACCAACACGGCCCCAGCCUUAUGGAAAUCCUCAAAGUAAAAUAGUCCGCCUGUCCAUACUCAUGAAGCGAGCCAUCAAAGAACUACCCCUGCCAUAUCCGCUCAAGAAAUAUGUUAACUAUGGACGUUGCUUUCAGUUCUAAGGCCAGAGUUUUUAGAAGCUGUAACCUUGAUGCUUCUAAGUUCGAGCAGCAGCUAUUCCUUAACAAGAUUGUACCAACACAGCUGCAUCCUUCUGGAAAUUCUCAAAAUCAACGAAUGAUACAGAUGCAGAUGUUUUCAACCAAACAUUUUCCGAUCCUAUUCCUGUAUAAAUGCACUAUAAAUCUCCAUUUGUGAUAAGCAAGCAUUUCUGUCAUGAGAUGUAGUAAACACCCUAAGAAGUAUUUCAUUUGUGAUUACUACUGUUCCAACAAGACUGACUAUGAACAAAGCUACAAACUUCUGAAAACUUCUCUAAGUAAGGUAUUUUCUGAGCAUAUUCCUACAUAAUAUGGACUAUGAAAAAUGCCUUUAUGAUAAUCUAAAGAAAUACUUCAUAAUGGUUGCUGCUAUAAGACACUUUCAAGUUGCUACGGAACUCCAGAAACUUCUACAAGUCAACAAGUGAAAUGUUUGAAAAUAGUUCGCAUAUUUGAAUAUAUUUCCUGCAGAUAUUAUACAGAUAAAGUUUCCUAUUCCAAAGUCACAGUCAAACCAUUAGAAUCCAGUGAUUUUUUUUAAUUUUGUACCAAAGUAGUACCCUUAACCGACGAGCGUGUAUGCGUAGAUAUAUGGAUGUAAAAGAGGCGAGAGAGGUGUGUCAGGAUCGCGCCAAAUGGAAGUCCGUAGUCUCUGCCUACCCCUCUGGGUGACAGGCGUGUGUUUAUGUAUAUAUGUAUUUGUACC